Molecule: messenger RNA, 606 nt
Organism: Gongylonema pulchrum
Lineage: Eukaryota; Metazoa; Nematoda; Chromadorea; Rhabditida; Gongylonematidae
Source: the annotation of a GenBank genome assembly
AUGGACGCGGACGAAAUGUAUAACGUUGAUUACGUCAAGGAACGGCACAACAAUUGCGCUUGCUGCACAUCCUGCUCCGCUUUUUGCACUUCUAAAAAGCGCGAUAAAACGAAGAAAAGGAUUCCAUUACCUCGAGCACCCCCAUAUUUAUCGGGAAAAGUUGGGCAGUUUUCCCUGUUCCAGCAACGCACAUGCUACGGUUGGUGGCCAUGCGUUAGCACCUCAUUGCCGGAUGAGCAGAAAUUGGAUUUUGACGCCAGGAAGAAGAAAGAUGACGAUUUCGAGGCGCAAAAGCAAUAUGUCACGGGUGCGGUGGAACUUGAAAUGACGCUGCUAACAGCGGAAGAAGCAAAGGCUGACCCGGUAGGGAAAAAGCGCAAAAAGCCAAACCACUCGCCAUAUCUUCCAAAGCCGAAUCGCUCCCGUUUCGACGAAUUCUGGUGCCUAUCACGGACGCAUGCAUGCUGUAGUAUGUGCUGGCAUAACUGGGGCAAGCAGUGCGUUCUUAUAUCAUUAGCUGUCCUAAUUGCAGUCGUUCUGAUCGCCGCAUUCGUUUACAAGCUGCCUGAUAUUAUCGCUGCGAAAGUGUUUGGUACACGUUUGUGA